AUGUUUCGGGAUGGGAAAAGUGGUCCGGUCAAUACUACUCUCUACACUACUCUAAAUGUAAAACCGGAUGCUUCUCAGGCUGAUAUCAAAAAGGUUUAAUCAACUUUCUGUUAUACAAUUUGCUCGUUUUUCAGUCGUAUUUCAAACUCGCCAAGGAGUACCACCCGGAUAAAAAUGCGGAUCACGGUGAUAAGUUCAAGGAAAUAAGUUUUGCUUACGAAAUACUUUCCAAUGCUGAAAAGCGACGUCUUUACGAUGCCAGUGGUCUCGAAGGUGUUCAAGGAGGUGGAUCAGGCGGAGGCGGAGGUGGAGGUAAAUCUUGUCAAACUUCUAUUCUGAAAAGAGUUUUUAGGUUUCCCCGGCGGUCUUUUCUCGCAUUUUUUCGGUGGUGGGGGAGCGGGAAUGGACGAUGAAGAUGAUGACGAUGAAAUGGGUGGUAAUCCGUUCCCUGGACUUUUCGGUGGAUUCUCCCGUGGAGGCCCAAGGCGGCGGAAGUUCCAAGACACUGUUCAUCCGCUCAAUGUGACUCUUGAAGAAAUUUAUCUUGGGAAAACGUCGAAGCUAAAGCUUACAAAGAAGGCGCUCUGCAAAAUUUGUGAUGGGUGCGUUAAAAAAAAUAUAUAUAUAUAACUCAUUUAUUCGAUUCGACCACCUAGGAAGAAAAACAAAAAAAAUUACAGGAGAAGAGAGCAAUACAGGGUGGGGAAUAAAUAUAGCGCCGAAUUCAAAAUGUCGUAAAAAGUUCAAAUCGCACGAUUUUUUUCUGUAAAUAUACUAAAAGCUCUAUUAAGCAAUAACAAAAAGAAUGGCAUUAGCAGUUUUUGCCGAUUGCACCUUUCUCUUCGUUGGCAGCCGUCAGUCUCCUCGGACACGAGUCAGCGGCGGCACGGGGGUAGUUGACGUAAAGAUCGUGUCAUGGCUUCCGUAGUUCAACUUUCCAAACUCCCUAUUUUGGUUAAUUGUGAAUGGAUACAUACCAGAGAUGUUGGGAAUUCCGUGUUCCGUGUUCCGUGUUCCGCGUUUUUUUGCAAUAUUUUUUCCGUGUUCCGUGUUCCGUAAAAAAAAAAAAUUUCCGUGUUCCGUGUUCCGUGUUCCGUAGAAAUAAGUUUUUUCCGUUUUCCGUGUUCCGUGUUCCGUAUAAACUAUGUUUUCCGCGGAAAAAUUCGAUCACAAAUUUUAUGACGUUUUGUGGUCAAAAUUUGAAAAUGUUCGGAUUCGGACCAUAUUCGUGAAAAGUGGAUUCCAUUUUCAGUCGUUUUUUUACUGUAGUUGUUUACUGUUGUGUUGUUGGUUUUGUUAUUUUUAUGAAAUUUUCAGUAAAACUUUCACAUGAGUCAAACAGCUGCCUUGUCAGUCAGAUAAUCGAAUUAAACAAAACAUUAUUUUAAAAAAAAUCACUGGAAUUCUCUUGAAAACGCUUUUUUCCGUGUUCCGUAAAAAAAAAAAUUUCCGUGUUCCGUGUUCCGUGUUCCGUAGAAAUAAGUUUUUUCCGUUUUCCGUGUUCCGUGUUCCGUAAAACAAAAAAAUUUCCGUUUUCCGUGUUCCGUGUUCCGUAGAAAAAAAAAUUUUCCGUUUUCCGUGUUCCGUGUUCCGUAGAGUAAAAUUUUUAUUCCCAACAUCUCUGAUACAUACUAGGCAUCCCACCCAAACUCGGAGAAGUCCAUAGAAAUCAUAUCCGACUUGAAAUCUACUCGUUCUUCUUAAGUGAUAAAACUUGCGAAAUUGGCUUUGCGUCACUGUUAGGUGGUUUUGGCUCGAUGAGCAGGGGUACCGUCUUGCUGGAAAACCCUAUCUUGUUUUCCGUAAUCAACUAGAUCCAAGACAGUUCCUUCGAUCCGAGAAUCUUACUGGAGUAGAAUUUACGGUUGAUUUUCGCUCCAAUCUCAGUGCUGUUUUGCCAUUGGCGGAAAUUCUCCAAAGAACGAUUACUGAAGCCGGAUAAAAAUUUUUAAAAAUUAUUUUUCCAUUCCCACGGACAGUCUAAAUGUCCCCUGAGAUGAUCUUGUUGUUGUGAUCAUCACUGUUGAUACCAGCAGCGUGUAGCCACUCAUCUCCGAUCAGAGUCCGCAGGCGCGUGCCAUGCCGCGUGCCGCCAACGGGACUUCCGGCUUUCUUGAAGCGAAAGUCCUUGUUAUGGAACGAUUCUUUUGAAUACGAUAAGGAAUCAUAUUUAGUUCCUGUCUGGCAAUAGCUUACAUAGAUUUAAGCUCAUACGGAACUCUGACGACAUUUUCCACGUGCUUCUCUCCGAGUUUUUACGAUUUUUGCUCUAACCGAUAUGACCAUCUUGGGAGUUGUCACUGGGACCAGGGGACCACUUCUCUACUUGUCUUCCAAUGUUCCGAGGUGUCAGAAACAUCGGGAAGUCAUAUUAACAAACAAUCUUACUACGCCGAGCUUCCUAACUAUUUUGGACGAUCGCAUUCCUAUACUUGUGAACCCCAUAAUUUGGUAGGAGAUUAUAUUUUGGAAUGUUCCGAGGAUAAAAAGUAACCGUCUAUGGAGUAUCGAUUUCAGAUAGGAUUGGCUUAGACGGUCACUAUACGAGGAGAAUCGCAUGUUGCAUCUUUGGAAGACUGUUCUGCUCAAAAAUCUAAAGGGAGACUCUAGUUUGUUGGAGAGGGACGUUGUUGAGGGACGUAAACGUUGAAGAGUUUAAAGUAGAGACAAAGGUUCGAGGAGCGAAGGGCUUUCAGAAUUUGUUUGCAUUUCAAUAGGGCAGUGUUGCUAACUAUAGUAAUUUGAUUCUCGAAUUUAAGCUUGCUAUCUAUCCAGAUGCCGAGAUCUUAAAAUAUGUUUUAAAAUAGCUGCGUGAAUUUUUUGCUUACCAAAGCCGUUCAAUGAGAAAAUUCCUUUGCGACAGAAUUUCCCAAAAUGACGUUGUUUUUCUCAAGAAAAUCUUCCCCAAAUCAAGCUGGACAUUGAUGAGCUCAUCAUCAAAUGCUUGUUAAAAGAACAAAAAAGUUUUCACCAAAUUCACUCCGCGGGAUAACUCAAGAAAAAAAUCAACAAUCGUUAGGGUGGGGACUAUUUUUGAAUGUUCCCAACGGCAGAUUCUAAAGAAAAGUGUCCAGGCUUCUUACAUAAUAAUGUACUUGCUUUCAGAUCUGGUGGCAAAAAGGGUGAGAAGUACAAGUGUGACGGCUGCCGCGGACGUGGAGUGAAAACGAUUGUUCAGCAAAUCGGACCUGGAAUGUUGCAGCAAAUGCAGGUUCCUUGCGACUUGUGCCACGGAACAGGUAUCUAGAUAACUGAAAGAAUUGGGGGCCUAAGCCCAGUCAUUGUUCGUUCAAUUUGAGGCGGAAAAGUUCCCGCUGGAGACACGUGCAAAGGAUGCAACGGCGAAAAGUAUGAGAACGUUUCGAAGGUUCUCGAAGUUAAUGUUCUGCCUGGAAUGCGCCACAACGAUAAAAUAACAUUCAAAAGCGAGGGAGAUCAAUCUGAUGUGAGAACUUACGAGAUCAAUUUGAUGCGAACUCAAAGGUUAAUUGAAAAACACGUUUCAGCCUGACGGCGAACCCGGAGAUGUCGUCAUCGUUAUUCAACAAAAAGACCACGGAAUCUUCAAAAGGGACGGAGAUGAUCUUCACAUUACCAAGUGAGACCAUUUUUUUAAUCAAAUAACAUUUUUGAAAUGUGAAACACAAACUUUUCGAACAAAAACACUUUUCGAACAUUGCUCUUUUUUUGCGAAAUAUUGCUGACUAUGAGGGUCUUUUUUUUAAAGUGAUUUUAAGGAAGUUGACAUUGAACGAGGCUCUAUGUGGGUACAAUUUCCUGAUCAAGCAUUUGGACGGUUAUCCACUCGUUUUUACCGGUAAACCAGGAGAUGUUAUUCGUCCAGGUAAUCUUGUUUUCUAAUAUAUAUCAUUCUCAGAAGUUUUAUGCUAGUGCAGACAGUGUGUUAUGAAUAGUAGUAUUGCAGUCGCAGAAGUCUGGCAAUCGCGCUCUACUGCUCUCCACGUGAAUUCAGUGCAAAAUUGGAAAAGGUCGCGACCGCGGCCGAGUUUUCACGUGGGGUUGCGGUAGAGCGACAUCAUAAAUUUACGGGACUAAUAACGCUAUUUUGAGAUUUUGAAAAUUACAAUUUUUUGUUGCUUUUUUAUCAUGUGCUUUCCAAGCUGGUCCCACUACAUAGUCCUUUUUUCGUUUUUGCAUCAUUGCGAGAAAACUACAAGUUUAUUUUGGCACUACAAAAAUUAAUACAUAAGCAUUACAGAAGCAGAAAUGUUGGAAAUGUUGUUGCUUGUGGUUUUAUUCCAAUAGUUAUAAAGUUUGUUUAAACAUUCGCCUAGUUGAAAUUCCAACAAAAAAAAGUGCUGCAAGAAUGCAAAAACGAAAAAGAAAGAUUACGGGCCUUGUUGAUUUAUAAAAUGAAAAUUUUUGAUCGAAUUGUAAUUUGUUUGAUUUCAGGCACAGUGAAAGGAGUUCUGGGAAAGGGAAUGCCAAACAAAAAAUAUCCCGAAUUGAAAGGAAAUCUUUUCGUCGAAUUUGAUGUCGAAUUCCCGAAAGAUCACUUCUUGGAGGAGGAGCGCGCAUACUAUGUAUUAAAAAAAAGGUUUCCAAGUGUAUUGUUGUGAAUUUAUUAUUCAGGUUCUGCGCAGCUGCUUCCCGACUUCGAGCAAAUCGAAUAUUUCUGUUGGAGCCACUGAGGUUUCCAUUAUGGAGUAUGAUGAGAAAAAAUAUAGCCGUGGUCGAGGUGGGGACGCGUACAAUGAGGAUUCGGAUGAGGAACAACACGGGGGACAGGGAGGACAAGGUGUCAGGUGUCAACAUCAAUAA
Caenorhabditis sp. 36 PRJEB53466 is the source of this 4782-nucleotide messenger RNA. NCBI's taxonomy places the organism in Eukaryota, Metazoa, Nematoda, Chromadorea, Rhabditida, Rhabditidae. The record is from the annotation of a GenBank genome assembly.